CCUGUAUGAUCCUCAGCAGCCAACUUGCAGAAUUCCCUCGAUCUAUUUUUAGCUGUGUGAAGUUGUCAUAGUGGCGGUGGCUGGUGCGGGGGAGCGGCUGGGGCAACAUGGGGCUGGGGGAGGGGGCGGGGGAUGGCGGUCAGUGUUGUGGUGGCUGGGGUGCAUCACAACCCCAUAGAGAAGGGAGGAAGAAGGUACAACCCCCAGCGAGGGAGGGCCAGGCGGCGGUGCGGCGGCCUGUGUGCUGCCUCGCGCCCUCACCCUGCCACGGAUCAAUCCCUGAGACGCGACUACAGACGAGACAAGGCGCCCCGCCACCUCCGCCGCCGCCCGCUCACUGGCGCUGUCAUCGCAGCUUCGAUCCUCUCCUCCCGCGCCCACACAGCUUCCGAUUCCACUCUCGCGGCGAUGCUUCUGCGCACGAGUGGCGACCAGAUCCUGUUGGUAAGAUGGCCGGGUAAGCAGGCUGGCGGCGAGUCACGGGAGCCGUGAGGGCAGCGGGGGCCCGGGCGCUGGCGGGCCCUCCCCCGGGGGCGGCCUCCCCGGAGCCAGCGGCCCACCUCCGCCCUCAGCGGCUGCUGG
Molecule: messenger RNA, 582 nt
Organism: Eriocheir sinensis (Chinese mitten crab)
Lineage: Eukaryota; Metazoa; Arthropoda; Malacostraca; Decapoda; Varunidae
Exons: 2
Coding region: 133-492 (119 amino acids)
Source: RefSeq, a predicted model, not a curated record